Molecule: messenger RNA, 1012 nt
Organism: Salvia miltiorrhiza (redroot sage)
Lineage: Eukaryota; Viridiplantae; Streptophyta; Magnoliopsida; Lamiales; Lamiaceae
Product: F-box/kelch-repeat protein At3g23880-like
Exons: 1
Coding region: 11-1012 (333 amino acids)
Molecular function (GO): protein binding
Source: RefSeq, a predicted model, not a curated record
GCCGCCAACUAUGGAUAGCAAACACAGCAAACUAUCUUUCCUUCUUCUUCCCGAAGAACUCAUCGAAGAAAUACUAUCAAGGCUUGGGGUGAAAUCACUCCUGAGAUUCAGGUGCGUUUCGAAGUCAUGGCGCUCUUUGAUUGGGAGCGAGCGAUUCAUCAAAACCCACCUCCAAAAUUCAUCAAAGAACACAGCUCUUUCCCAUCGCAGACUCAUUCAUAUUCAUGAUUCUAUGAGCUUUACAUUGGGUUUACUGACGGAGUUCGUUCAACCGGUGGGUUGCUGUAAUGGACUUGUCUGCUUUCUCAAGCAAGGGCAGUUUGUCUUGUGGAAUCCAGCCACUAAAAUCUCCAACGAAUUACCUCAAAUAGUGACAGAGAAUGGAGAUAGACCCUCGUUCUUGAUCAAAUAUGGGUUCGGUUGGGAUGAAUCGAGUGGCGCAUACAAGGUGUUUGUGGAUUUUGCUAUUGGUCUUCACGAGCGUAUGUGCAAAGUUUAUAGCUCGAAGACAAAUUCAUGGAAGACGGUGGAGUAUCGGAGUUUUGGUUUUGUACGUGGUGGGGCGCAGGUUGCGAGUGGAAAGCUUUAUUGGCAAAGGAUGAAGAGCAAUGGUGGAAUGAACGUUGUUACAUUUGAUUUGAAGAGUGAGGAGUUUGGAGAGAUCGAGCUGCCAUGUGAUUCGAUAGCGAGCUUGGGCGUGCUCGAGGGAUGCCUUUGCGUGUUCUCUUAUAACAAGGGAACACACUUUGAUGUGUGGAUUAUGAAAGAGGAUUCUUGGGUGAAAGUGAUGGAUGUUCCUGUUUAUGAGCCUUGUCGAAUAUUUUCACUCGUGAAACGAGUUUUGAGAGGCCUAAACGCAGAGAUUUCGCUAAUCCGUGGAUCGGCUUUCUUGGUUCACAAACUUAAUCUUGUAGAAGAGGAUGUGCUUUCGCUGCUCGACGUAAUCAAACGUUCAUUGAAAGCGAAUAUCUACUUUGAAAGUUUAGUAUCUCCGGUCUUUGACAAGGUUUGA